Molecule: messenger RNA, 653 nt
Organism: Pyrus x bretschneideri (Chinese white pear)
Lineage: Eukaryota; Viridiplantae; Streptophyta; Magnoliopsida; Rosales; Rosaceae
Product: isochorismate synthase 2, chloroplastic-like
Exons: 3
Coding region: 4-315 (103 amino acids)
Biological process (GO): phylloquinone biosynthetic process
Cellular component (GO): plastid
Molecular function (GO): isochorismate synthase activity
Source: RefSeq, a predicted model, not a curated record
CUCAUGGCCACUGCUGCAGCCGCUGCCGCUGCCCGGCCAUGUUUAAUGGAUCCCGAAGCAGCCGCCAAAUGCAGCAUCACAGUUCCCAGCAGGCAAACCAUUCAUUUCUCUCACCAUAGGUCUCAGUUGUGUUCACUUUCCAUGAAUGGUUGCCAAGGAGUCUCUCACCUCCCUUUAGGCACCGUUGAAACGCGGUCGUUUCCAGCGGUUCCAACACCUUCAUUGGCUCUGGAUAGGCUCAGCUCCGCCAUACUGAAUUCAAACCCGCCUCCGUCUUCCUCCGGAAUUAUACGUCUCCAGAACCAAUGGGAAUGACCAGCAUAAAUCGAAGAACAAUUUGGUCAGCGUUGCCAGCGUGGGGUCUGCAGUUUUCUUUCAGGAUCUGCAUCCCUUCUCGUACAGGCGUUGGAAGUCCUUAAAGAGGUAAAACAACAAAACAUAUUGCGACAAGUUCAAUGUCAUUUCCAUUUAUAUACACAUUUAUAGUUACACUUUCAACUGUAGCUGUAGCGAAAUCCAUACGUACCACAUAUUGGUGACAUAUCGAUAACAUAUCAAUGGUUAUAUCCAUAUCGUUAAUAUAUACAACAUAUCAAUAGUUGAUAUCUGAAGGUAUCAACUAUAGUUACAGUUGACCGUGAUCCCCCUUGUGG